AUGGUUCGGAAGAGGAGGAACAAACGGUAAACGGUUGUGAACGAGUGGUGCGCGAUAGCUGACUGUGCUGCUGCUGGUUGGUUGCUGGAAAUUGGAAGCAAAACACACGCAGCAGAGUAGCAUCAUAUUCUGGUACUGGUGCGGUGGGUGCGACGCGAAGAGAGCAUCAAACAUCAUCAAAGUGGAAUCGUUUCUUUUUUCUUUUCGUCUGUGUGUAAUCUUCAAAGAUAUUUUUCUGCUAAAUUGAACGUCGUCGUUCCAGACCUACGGAAGGAAACGGUCGAUACGCGGAUACGGAGUGAAAUUAUCGUCGUGAGUCAAGAGUGCCAAAAGGGCAGUGUGCAUUGUGCGGAUUGGUAAUCGGGAUUAAGGUGUCGUUCCGUCCGUCCGCGGGGUGCUCUCUGGUGGUUGCGCGAAUUCAAAUAGGCUCGGGUGUUUAUGCGUCACCCAUUUUUAUUUUCUACGGAACAGUCCAUCGCUAGUGGAUUCGCGCAGUGUUUGGAAGUGCUCUGGGCUGGGGUGGGAGGAAUUCCUUCUGAUGUGAUUCGUUCGUGUGUGGCAUUAAUUGAAGAUUGUUCUGACGUGCCGUCUCGGGAGUGCAAUGUCCAUUAGUGUUUAGUGUGUAGAAGAAAAGGGUGCGGAAAGCAAUUAUAAUUGGCUGAUUGGGUCGGUUGCUUGUCGUGGAAGAACGAUAAUUUCGUUGGCUUCGAAUCUUCUGUGAAUUCAUCGAUUUUAUUACUGAAGCAGAUUUCAACGAUUGUGCAGGAUGUCUUCACUCUCGGCUAGCGCUGAAAACCUGUCCAGCGACCAGGUAAAUACGAAUAACGAUGGAUCUUCAAUGUGCCUGGAAUUGGCCCUGGAAGGUGAACGUCUGUGCAAAUCUGGAGAUUGUCGUGCUGGAGUGGCAUUCUUCCAGGCGGCAAUCCAAGCCGGAACCGACGACCUGCGGACACUGAGUGCCAUAUACAGUCAGCUGGGAAAUGCCUAUUUCUAUCUCGGAGAUUACACCAAAGCGAUGCAAUACCACAAGCACGACCUCACGCUGGCCCGCUCGAUGAACGAUAAGCUAGGCGAGGCCAAAUCUUCCGGCAAUCUGGGCAAUACGCUCAAGGUGAUGGGUCGCUUCGACGAGGCUGCGAUCUUCUGUCAGCGACACUUGGCCAUUGCACAGUCCCUCGGCGAUCGACUCUCGGAAGGCCGCGCCUUGUACAAUCUGGGCAAUGUAUAUCACGCCAAAGGCAAACAGCUGGGUCAAAAAGAUCCGGGAGAUUUUUCCGACGAAGUGAAAGAAUCACUCAUGCAAGCCGUUGAAUAUUACCAGCAGAACCUGACACUUAUGAAGGAACUGGGCGAUCGGGGAGCUCAGGGACGGGCCUGCGGAAACCUGGGAAAUACUUAUUACCUUUUGGGAAACUUUGAAACUGCCAUCGAACAUCACCAGGAGCGGUUACGGAUUGCGAGGGAAUUUGGCGACAAAGCAGCAGAACGGCGCGCAAACAGCAACCUGGGAAAUUCUCACAUAUUUCUUGGCCAAUUUGAGCAAGCAGCAAAUCAUUACAAGCGUACUCUAUCCCUUGCAAUGGAAUUGGGCGAACGAGCGGUGGAGGCGCAAGCCUGCUACAGUCUAGGGAACACCUACACCCUGCUGCGGGACUUCCCCACGGCAAUCGACUACCACCAGCGCCACCUGGCGAUAGCUCAGGAACUGGGCGAUCGCAUCGGAGAAGCCCGGGCCUGCUGGAGCCUGGGCAAUGCCCACUCGUCCAUCGGUAAUCACGAAAAAGCACUCCACUACGCCAACUCGCACCACAUACUGGCCCGGGAACUCGGCGAUGUGGUGGGCGAAAAUACCGCCAAAAUGAACAUAUCGGAUCUAAGGAAAAUACUCGGUCUACCGGAAAUGCCCGCGGAGGGCAGCGGCUCCGGAAUGGCCAUCGAGAAUGAUACUCUCCAGGAACUGCCCGGCAAUCAAAAUACUCAGCACGGGGCGUUGAAAUCCGGAUCGGGAUUGCUGUCCAAACAGUACCGCGUGCGGCGGCAGAGCAUGGAACAGUUGGACCUGAUCAAGCUGACGCCGGAUGGCAAGAAGAUGGUAAAUACUGCACACGAGAAGCAACACUUGAUCGGGCAACAUCAACAGCAACAGCAGCAGCAACACCAUCAUCAAGCGCAAAAGCUAAGCAACAAGCAGAACGAGAACAUUUUCAAGAACAACGACGAAGAUUUCUUUGAACUGUUGACCAGAUCGCAGAGCAAACGGAUGGAUGAUCAACGGUGCACGUUGAAGUUGACUCACGCGGAAAGCGUCGACUCGGCUAGGAAACCGUUGACGCAACAUAACAGCAAUGCGACCACUGCAGCAGCUAAGGAUAACAGAAACGCCCUGCUGGAGAUGAUUGCCGACUUCCAGUCGGAACGUAUGGACGAACAGCGAGCGCUGCUGCCGGGGCUGAAACGAAUAUCACUUAACAACGCAACGAACCGUCCGGGUAUGAACAACUCAGGGUCCGACAGUCUCCCAUCGACUCAGCAGCCACCGCAGCUCCCACCGACAUCGGAUGGAAUCGGUACACCGCCGGAUGAUGCAUUCCUGGAUAUGCUGAUGCGAUGCCAGGGUUCGAGAAUUGAAGAACAACGUUCGGAACUGCCGACGCCCAACAUCACUAUGGACGCUGAAGCUGGAGGUGGCCGAAGGGCACCAACGAUGGGUAAUCCCAACAGCGGAGCCACAGUCCCAGAUGAAGAUUUCUUUUCGCUCAUCAUGCGCCUCCAGGGCGGCCGCAUGGAAGACCAACGAGCUACGGUACCUUUGCACAGCAACAACAACAAUAACAGUCGUAUCAACAACAACAACAAUCAAAAUUACAACAGCAACAACAGUAGUAAUAAUCACAACAAUGGAGCUGUUGGUGGUAGCGCUAGUAGCAAUAGCAGUAGUAGCAGCAGUAGCAACGGAACCAAUUCGAAUAAUAGUCAAAACCAAAGUUCAAACAAUGGCGGAGGGAAGGGAAUGAAAUGAUUUUACUCGCUAGAUCGGGUUUGAAUUGGAACUUGUUGGUGAUUGUUACGAAACGGAAAUUGUAAACCUGACGUUUGUUGCGCUUGCCGGCACUCUGUUUCAGUGCGCUUCCUAGAACCUUUGUAGCAGGAUAGAAGCACUCUGAAGAGCUGCUGGGUGUAUGCUUAGAUACCUAUUAUGUAUAUUAGCGGUAGGGAUUAUACAAUCUAUAUAAAAACUAGAGAUACCAUGGGGAUUUUUUUCAACAUCGCGCAAAAUUGGGCUUUUUUAACAAAUUUCAUAGAACCUUUUGACUAGACACAUGCGAUAACAAGAAAUGAAAUCCCCACAAACCACGUCGAUAUCAAAAAACGAUACAUAGAAAUCGAUCCGCGCCAUAUUUUCUGUCUCUUCUGCACUCUGGAUGUUUGCAUGUACGUGUGUUUGUUUUCUCGAAGAGAUAAAAUGUUGUACUGAUGAUUUAGUGCUAAUUUUGAAACUGCAGCUAUGUAUAAGUAUAUCCCUCCGAUGUGAAUUUGUAAAAACAAAACAAUGAAUCUUCUAGAUUUUUAAAUAGAAAUUCGUCGCAUGUAAUUUCACUUUUUGUACAUAGGAAACAAAUUAAGUUUUCAAAUGAGUGCGUCUUUUAUAAUAUAUUUUCGACCGAGAUUUAUUUUUCUAUACAUCGAAUUAUUUUACGGUAUUUUUUUACAAUAAAAGGAAUCGAACAAAUACAAAACACAAGACUAAAACCAACCUCUUGGAUAGUUUUUUCGAGUGCGAUAAGUAUUUUUCCCAUCAUAAAAAACAUUUAACAAUAUUAGAUGGUGACACCGAUCCUCGAAAAGUGAGACCCACUAGAGCAGGACGGUGUUAUCCUAAUCUUUAAGAACCGACUAGAAUGACCAAAAUGACCUUUUAACAAUCAGCGCGCUAUGGCUGAACUUUCCAAUACGAUGAUAAAAUAUGUAUUAUUGAAACUUAGAAUAAGCUUAGUGAGCAGGAACGAACAUCAGCCAUUUAUAUACUUCUAGAGGUGAUAAAGUCCAGAAAACACAGAAACUGCAAAACCUUUUCUCGAUAUUAAGGUGUGAAUUCCGCUUGACAGCCAGUCCCUACAAGUAUAUUUCUACAAGACAAGGGCUGGCAUUGGCAUAGAUGAACUAUUACAGAGAAAAUUAGAUUUGACAUUUACUUGAAAAUCAUAACUAUUAAACUUUGCUUUAACCCAUGCUACUUACUUCUUGAGCUAAAAUUCGCUUCUUCGAAUAAUCGCUGAAUGAAGAAUCCAAUCUUUUCCAGUCUCCCUGAACAUUAGACCUUAGGUCCUCUUUAACUACAAACAGUAAUUGUGAAUGUGUGACCUUCCACGGAGUCGCCGUUAUUUACCAAAUAUUAUAUUCAUCUGUAAUUCUUCCGACAUCCGUGCAACGUGACCAGCGGAAUUCCAUCUAUGAAAUUUAUUGCAAUACUCUGUUGUACAACUUCCCUUACUAGAAUGUGUGUGCGUGCACUAACAGUGCCGCCAAUGAUCAUUGCAUUUAACACUAAAGAAAAUUCACAAAAUAUGAUAAGGCUUUUGUUCCCCCAAAGCUGCACGCACUUAUUGCUGCUAGCAGUGCUGUCAAAUCUUCCAAUAUAUUUAACUCUUAAAUUGUAAAAUAUAACAUUGAAAUCAAAUUAUAACAUAUACAAUCUACUAAAUUAUAACUACUAACAAAUGAGACAAACGUGUGAAUUUCUAGCAACUGAAUAAAGAAAACCUAAACCGAAAAUAAAAACACACCUCACAACGCUAGCGAAUUGCGUGAAAACUAGAAUGAGUGUUGGUUUGAAUCAUGCCAAUAAAUAACCGCAUGAGUUGGAAAUUGUUUCUUUCAAUUUCAAUUAGUUAGCAGAGAAACGAUUUGAUAUUUGCUGGGUGCAUUUCAGUGGCACUGGAAGCCACGCUAACUAGACGAAUUGUUUCAUUUUUCGGUGUUAUGUGUGAAUUUCAAGUAUACCUUCAUUCCUGUUUGUGAUAAUGCUUCAUUAGCAGUUGGAAAACAAAAAAUAUUACAAUUUAGUGGAUAUUUAGGUGGUCCCAAUCAUUUACUUUUUCGGUCGGUAUAUUUAGUUCUGUAAGUAGUAGUGUCCCAAGAGGGAAGAAACGUGAGCACGUAAGUCGAAGUACUUGAAAAAAAAAUGUUGAAAGUUCAAACAUGUUUUAUCUUACAAUAAAUUCUUGUUAUGUCCGAUCCUAACAGUCUGAUUAACGAAAACAAAAUAUAUAUGAAGCAUCUAAA
Molecule: messenger RNA, 5283 nt
Organism: Aedes albopictus (Asian tiger mosquito)
Lineage: Eukaryota; Metazoa; Arthropoda; Insecta; Diptera; Culicidae
Gene: pins
Product: G-protein-signaling modulator 2
Exons: 7
Coding region: 767-3019 (750 amino acids)
Biological process (GO): establishment of mitotic spindle orientation
Cellular component (GO): cell cortex
Molecular function (GO): G-protein alpha-subunit binding; GDP-dissociation inhibitor activity
Source: RefSeq, a predicted model, not a curated record